Salvia miltiorrhiza (redroot sage) is the source of this 1980-nucleotide messenger RNA. RefSeq lists its product as uncharacterized. NCBI's taxonomy places the organism in Eukaryota, Viridiplantae, Streptophyta, Magnoliopsida, Lamiales, Lamiaceae. The record is from RefSeq and is a predicted model, not a curated record. Bases 125 to 853 code for a protein of 242 amino acids. The transcript has 2 exons.
AAAAAGAGUCAAUAUAUAAGAAUACCCACUUUCAUAUAGCAAAAAUAAAUUUUAUCCACUCAAAUAAAAACUUUAAAAAAUACCCACUUUUUGCUUGAAAAGACUAAAAUGUCCCUCCUUAAAAAUGGGCAAUUCUCGCCCCAGCUUCCGAAAUUCAGAAUUUCUUCAAUCUGCACUAUCUCUCUCUCUCUCUCAAUUACCAGACCCCGGCAACUACGUCCAUUCUCCGGCGAGUCGCUGCGGCGGCGGCAAUAGCGGUUUAUCGGCGAAGAGUGGAUUGCCGGAGAUCGAAGGGAGUGGAUUUUUUAUUUUGGGAUCUAGGGUUCGAGUGAUUUUCGAUUUUUUUUCUGGUUCUAGAUCAAUUUCCUUGAGCACUCUCGAAGAUUUCAAGAACUCUUUGGCUCCAGUUCAUCCAGCAAAGACACAAUUAUUAGAGUCAGAUACUGUCUCGGAUCUGACUUCAAUUCUAUCUUCCUCCUCCGUGACUGCUACUCCUUACAAGCACAUUUCCAUUGAAACGCCCUACACCGACAAAUCUGAGAUGGAUUCUCUCAAGAUGGGAGGAUCAGUUGAGGCAGAGGUAGUGUUAAAACAUUUAAGAGAAGCUAGAGUUCAAGUCUCGAAAUCAAAAGAUGUCGGCCCUUCAAAGAAUGUCGUGGAGGCUCUCAUAAACAUCAUCAUCGAAGAGUUUCGUGGUAGUGUUUAUGAAGAGGAUGAAUGGCUUGAUAAACUCCUGUCGAGUAAGCUCAAUCAGGUUUUCUUGAUCUGUAUUAUGGUGUUAUUCUCUCUGUUGAUGGUUUGGUUCCUCAGUUCGAGUUCAAAUGGAUCCUUCACAAGACCAAAGCCAACAUAAUGUGCUAAUUGUGACUAUUUGUGGAUAAGAGAUUGGAAGAGCAGCUGCCGUGAAAUAAACAAAUGUGAGUAGGAAUCCAUGAAAUGGAAAAAAUUCUGCUAUCUACCAACUGUUUUUAUUUCAAUGUUGCUUGAGCAGCCAAAUUAUGCAUAAGCAUGAAAUGAAAAAACUCUACUAUCUACCAACUAUUUUGUUUCAAUGUUGCUUUAGCAGCCAUAUUUUUGCCUCUUUUUUUAAUGUUCUUGAGCUGUGAUAAUGCCUUGAUUUAUAGAUCAGUUAUAGAAUGCAUUAUAUGUGUCCAAGUUCUUAAUAAUGAACUCUAUUGCCUUCUUCAUUUGGUUUCUAAUAGCUCUGUAAUGUUGGAUUUUACUCGACACACCGGGGCACUUGCUCGAGAGGCCAUCACUGUUUGGGGCGCUGGUGCAGGAGUACGCGAACCGGUCGGCGGAACUGUGACGAGACAAAUCUGCAGUUGAUCUGUUGGAGGGCUCCUUUCUUUCAGAUAUUUCUCCCCAGCUCGAUAGGCGCUGGGUUUUUGAGAUGUUGGAUUUGGCCUCUUUUGGCUAUCAUUCUUGGCAGCAAGUCUUUCUCUUGUGCGUGGACUAUCACCGGUUUUGCUGCCUAUUUUGGUGUUCUGCCAUGGGGUUGUUAAGUUCUCUUUUCUGGACUUGGUCGACGGGGGGGAUUGCUAGGCUGAUUUGGGUUGCUUUGGUUCGUCCUUUGCAUUUUUUCAUUUCAGUUUGUUAAUUUUGUUCCUCAAGGUAAAACAAAGGAGUCGUUUCCUCCUAUUCUUUUCUAAUAUAAAUUGAAAUAAAUGGUGAAGUUGAUCAAGCAAUGGUUGCUUUUGACAGUGUUUGUGAUCACAGAGAUUCCAAAAUCAAUAUAAGAGGGCGAGAUGGGGGCGAAGCUCUCCAGCAAUGGAAGUUUUAUCCGUAGGAAUUCAAUCACCCAUGGCCAUGGAUCUUCUGCUGCAUUUUAGUUUUUCGUUUUUUUUUUUUCGAUUUCUUGAAGCAGCUGCAUACUGUAUAUUCUUUGUUGGUGGGAAUUCCAAUUUUUUUUUUCUUGAAACAAUCGAUUCGUUGAACCUACUUUAAUAGUAUGGUUAAAUUUAUAAAAGGGAAAUUUUU